Messenger RNA from Photinus pyralis (common eastern firefly), 1038 nucleotides. RefSeq names its product farnesol dehydrogenase-like. The transcript is spliced from 4 exons. The record is from RefSeq and is a predicted model, not a curated record. Lineage: Eukaryota; Metazoa; Arthropoda; Insecta; Coleoptera; Lampyridae. The coding region runs from base 7 to 765 and encodes 252 amino acids.
GUCGAAAUGGAACGCUGGCACGGGAAGGUAGCCGUCGUGACGGGUGCAAGUUCCGGCAUAGGAGCCGCCGUUGCAGAGGCACUUGUUGAUAACGGCUGUAUCGUCGCAGGGUUAGCGCGAAGAAAGGAAAAAAUCGAGCAGAUCGCUGCGCGUCUGCACUCAAAGGUCGGUAAGCUGUACGCGUUGAAAGCAGACGUGGGAGUUGAAGAGGACAUUUUGACUGCGUUCAAGUGGGUGCAAGAGAACCUGGGCCCAAUCCACAUUUUGGUUAACAGCGCGGGAACGGGACGACCGACAAAUUUGAUCGAAGGUGAGACGACGGACUUUAAGUGUGUUUUGGACACGAACGUUCUGGGUUUGACUAUUGCUACGAGAGAAGCUGUUAAAGAUAUGAGGAAGAAUAACAUCGACGGUUACAUUGUACACAUAAACAGCGUGAUGGGACACCGCGUUUUCAAUUUGGCGACCGAAAACGUUUACCCCGCGUCCAAGCAUGCCAUUACGGCUCUAACAGAAACUUUGAGGAACGAUCUGAAGAGAAUCGGGAGCAAAAUUAAAGUCUCGAGUGUCAGUCCAGGUUUAGUAGAUACUGAGAUUUUCGCAAGCAACGGAUUUUUCAAGCUCAAGGGUGUCGCAGAAAUUAUAGGCAUGUUGCCAAAGAUACAAAGCAAAGACGUCGCCGAUGCGAUUUUGUAUCUCCUUGGUACACCACCUCAUGUAGAAGUCACUGAAUUAACGAUACAACCAACCGGUGGUGUCUCCUAAAUUACUUUCUUUUUGAAGUGUUGGGUUGCGCAAGUCACAAGUGCCAAUUUUACCGCUCUGGAUACAAUACGUACGCUAUAAUUUUUUCACAAGGGAGUUCUAAAGUGUACGCCGUUGUGGUACUAACUAGCAAUUUAACAUUUUGAAACUAUUACGUUGUGGUAUAUUGUUUAUUUUUCAAGAAAAGUACUGUCUGUGAUCGUGGCUAAACAUAUAUACCUAUGGUAUAUUUUUUCCAUUGAUUGAAUGUAAGAUGAGUUAUAUAAACUAAGU